GGAUACAAGGGACUUAAACCAUGCAGACCCCAAAGACAAGAACUAGCUCCUCUGAGGUGCCUCAGAAGGUUCCUCCUCGUGCAGGACGCCAACCCAGGCCUUCUACACUAGACACCGAUUCUGCAUCUUCCUUAAACCAAGCUAAUAAAACACCAAAGGAUAGAAGUCCCAAAGUCGCUGAGCGUAGAUCACCCAGAAGCCCAGCUCCGGAGAGGAAACGCCCUAGCAGAAUAUCUGAGUUGGAAUCUCAACUUUCUCAGCUUAAAGAGGAUUUGAAGGUGGUGAGGAACCAACUCAGUUUAUCUGAAUCAUGCAAGAAGCAAGCUCAGCAAGAUGCUGAAGAGUCCAAGGAGCAACUAGUUGCCUUGUCUGUGAAACUUGAAGAUUCUCAAGAGCAACUUCUGAAGCUCUCUUCCACUGAAGAAGCGCGUGUUAUUGAGCUCCAGAAAACCAUAGAAGAUCACGAUAAGGCAUGGCAAUCCGAGCUGGAGGCUGCCCGAAAGAAGCUGUCAGAAAACUCUGCUGCAUUAACCUCUGCCAUCAAUGAAAUUCAGCAGCUCAAGGUUCAACUUGAACUAGUAGCUAAUUGUGAGAAUGCACACACCCAAAUUGCUGAAUCAUCAGACGUGGAACUUCAAAACCUUAAGCAUAACUUAGCAGAAUCUCUCUCUCUUGUGGAGAACAUGAAAACACAGCUAAGGGAUUGCAAGGAAUCAGCUCAGGCUCAAGCUUUGGUGAAUGAGACUUUGAGACAACUUGAGGCUGCAAAAAGAACUGUUGAAUUCCUAAGGGCUGAUGCUGCAAAAGCUGUGCAUGGAUACAACUCUACUGCUUUAGAAUUAGACCAAUCUAGAGCAAGGGUGAACUCACUAGAAGCACUUGUAAGCAAACUAGAGUUACCCCUUAUCAAUAACAAAUACAACCUUUCUUCAAAUCUUGCAGAUGAUGGUAAAAUGGAGCAGAAAGCUGAAAGACUAGAAAAGGGUGAGGAUCAUAAUCACAUUGAAGCAGAAAUUUAUUCUUUGAAGUCUGUCAUAGAGACUGCUGACACUAAAUACCAGGAAGAACAAAUUCAAAGCUCAGUGGAGAUCAGGAAUGCCAAUGAGUUGAUAGAAAAGAUAAAAUCAGAUUCAAGUCAAAGAGAACUUGAUUUAGAGGCUGAAUUGGAAAGAAAGAAAGCUGAAAUUGAAGACUUGAAAGCGAACCUAAUGGAUAAGGAAACCGAGUUGCAAGGCAUUGUGGAGGAGAAUGAGAAGUUGAACUUGCAGCUUCAAAACAGCAUGUCAUCCCAAAGAGAACUUGAACUUAAAAGGCAACUUCAAAGACUAGAUGAAUAUGUGGCUCAAUUGAAGGCUGAUCUGAUGGACAAAGAGACAACAUUGCAAAGCAUAUCCGAAGAGAAUGAAAUGCUGAAGUUGGAAAUCAGCAAGAGGUUUGCACAUGGUGGUAAAGUGAGUGAGGAAAUGGAUGCAGAACUAGAGGCAGCUAAGGCUGCAGAACGUGAAGCUGUAAUGAAACUUGGGAUUGUGAUGGAGGAUGCAGAUAGGUGCAACAAGAAGGCAACGAGGGUGGCGGAACAGCUUGAAGAAGCACAAGCAGCAAAUUCAGAAAUAGAAGCUGAAUUGAGAAAAUUGAAGGUUCAGUCUGAUCAGUGGAGGAAGGCUGCAGAAGCUGCUGCUGCUAUGCUUUCAGCUGGGAACAAUGGGAAACUCACUGAGAGGUCUAUGUCUUUGGACAACAACUAUAACUCUCUGAUGGAUAAGUACUCACCCUUCUGUGAAGAACUUGAUGAUGAUUUCCAGAGAAAGAAAAAUGGCAACAUGCUCAAGAAGAUUGGGGUCUUGUGGAAGAAACCUCAAAAAUAGUCACUUUUGAUUCAU
Molecule: messenger RNA, 1880 nt
Organism: Abrus precatorius (Indian licorice)
Lineage: Eukaryota; Viridiplantae; Streptophyta; Magnoliopsida; Fabales; Fabaceae
Product: interactor of constitutive active ROPs 3-like
Exons: 3
Coding region: 21-1865 (614 amino acids)
Source: RefSeq, a predicted model, not a curated record